AUGCUCUUCUGCCUCCUUCAUCCAAUGGACCACAACACCGGACCUUUGGCAAGGAAGUCGACGACAACACUUUGUGCUCUGCUGCUGGUAUCCAUCGCCGCGCUCCUAGUGCUUGCAGUUCCUGGACAGGCCAACGUUACGGAAGUCGGAGUCGCCAAUCACACCAAGAAUGGAAGCAGUGUGACGCUCAAAGGAGUAAGUAAGCAGGCCGGAGAGGACUUAACUUAUGCCGAGUAUGUGAAGCGCUUUCCUACCGUCUGCAAUUUUAAGAUCAACAAGGAUUACAUUGAGCUUCUAUAUGAAGGCACAGGGUGUACUGUGGAAUUGAUCACCGAAAAGAAAAUGAACAUGAUCAACUUAACCACUGGAGUGUACUUGAAAAAAGACUGUGAAUUGGAUAAAUGUUCUGAUCCUGAUGCAGUCAGAAGCUUUAAAGAUGGCUUUUCAAAUCUCCUUCCCUUCGCCUACGGCAGAAAUAACAAGGACCUCAAAAAUCUCAGCGCAAGUCCGUCCUAUGAUAAAAAAGCAAAGUGUGGUGCAAAAGACUUGUGCGGGGGAGAGUGCAUGAAGGAAACAUUUCUUGAAGUCUCCUGGAGCCAAUGUCUUGGUUUUGUAUACGCUCACACUCAUUUAAUUGGCGAAUUUGUGACAGGCUUGGAGCACAUGUUUGAAACAAAGGGUGGUGAUAAGAAGGAAUUCAGGCUGGAGAUAUAUGAUGAUAGCAGCUUCAAAAUGGAAACUCCUUUGUUUAAAACAAAUGAAAUACUUUGCGCUACAACAAAAGGCAUUGCCAUUGUCAGACCAGAAACAUGGAAAAUCAUAAAAGGAGACUUGAAGGAUAAAUAUCUGCUAGUCUUUCAUCUACUUCCGCAAACGGCUACGCGACACUUUGAAGGAAGACAAUUCGUCAAGGAACCACCAAGUAGAGUAAAACCAAACUGCGAUCUCUUCAUUCACUUUGAUAGGCCAGCCUACGAAUUUCUUCAGGUCGAUCCUCGAACAACGACUACAAGCACAACUACAACACCAAAACUAGGCACCACAUCACCAUCAAAAAACAAAACAGCUUCAACGCCACGAUCGCAGCAAGGAAAUACAACAAAUGUGCAAACCGAAGAAGGAAGUAAUGCCUGGAUUUGGAUAUUUGUGAUUUUUGUGGUGAUUGCUGUAAUUUGCCUCGGUGUCGUCGGCUUCCACUUCUUUAAAGAAUAUAAAAAAAUAAAAGAUGAGGACGAGAAAGAGAGAAUCUGGUGGGCCAACGUUGGCGACGAAGCGGAGAUUGCUGAUCAAAACAUGAAACGUUCUGUUGCAGAGGUGCCUUCUCUGGAAUACGAUUUCGUCAAUGAUAUUUAUCAAAGGAUGAGGAGGGAGGAUUUGGGGAACGCGGAAAUGUACAAAAAGAUGCUCUUCAAAUUGUAUCUACCGUUAUUGGAGGAAAAAGGUUUCAAAACUAUUGGUACAUUCAGGGAGUGGAGGAAGAAGAAUAAACUGUUCCAUGAAAGAGGCGAGACUUUGGAUGAAUUCAACAUUAAAGUAAGCGUGGCGAUGGGUAAAAUGCUUAAGAAACAAAAUAAUGAGGGUUUUUUCCUGAUAAAAAGAUCUGAUGAGAAGACGAAGGACGACAAGGUGAAGAAGGAUAAGACCCCGAAGGACCCGGCUCCGAAGAAGACAGACGCUGCAAAGAGCAAACAGGCAGAUACGACAUCGAAUAUUCCAACUGAGUAGGAGGCUAAUGAGACUGAUCUGUAAAUUGUGGAGAUGAAGAAGGUUGCGGCUAAGAAUAAAAACUAGAAGUUG
Meloidogyne enterolobii is the source of this 1797-nucleotide messenger RNA. NCBI's taxonomy places the organism in Eukaryota, Metazoa, Nematoda, Chromadorea, Rhabditida, Meloidogynidae. The record is from the annotation of a GenBank genome assembly.